Sinocyclocheilus grahami is the source of this 6692-nucleotide messenger RNA. RefSeq names its product disks large homolog 5-like. The record is from RefSeq and is a predicted model, not a curated record. Bases 130 to 6507 code for a protein of 2125 amino acids. Lineage: Eukaryota; Metazoa; Chordata; Actinopteri; Cypriniformes; Cyprinidae. Gene Ontology annotation, cellular component: plasma membrane. The transcript is spliced from 37 exons. Gene Ontology annotation, molecular function: nucleic acid binding; protein binding. Gene Ontology annotation, biological process: regulation of apoptotic process; DNA integration; negative regulation of hippo signaling.
GAAGAAGAAGGAAAAACCGUUGGAGUCUCCUGAAGUCGCAAUAAAUAUGGCUUCUCGUUUCUUUCAAUUUCACACAGAACACUCUUUAACCGGAGCGUCGUUGUUUUCAGCGCUUUGUGUCGCUCUGUGAUGGAUCCCAAGCACAAAGAGUUGUUAGAGCAGUGCCAGCGAAAGUUGUCGGAGUCCGUCACAGAUGUGGACCGGGUGCUGGAGCUGCUGGCCCAGUCAGGCUGCCUGAGUCCGGCUGAGAGAGCGGAGCUGGACGCCAACAGCUCCGGCGGCGCCGAGAAGGUCCUGCUGCUCCUCAGGACGCUGCUGGAGAAGAAGGACCGGGACCAUUUCCAGGAGUUCUGCUGGGCUCUGGAGAAAACCCAGCCGCUGCUGCUCGGCGCUCUGCUGCCUGUGGAGAACCACCACAGCUCGGGUUCCACGUGCAGCGUUCUGUCUGCGAUGCCGUCGGACUCGGAGAGCAGCAGUUCUCUCAGCAGCGUCGCAUCCUCGCCCCCUCCUGCACACCUGGACAAGCAUGUGAUGAGUGAGAAACUGGAGACGGUGAUCUUCCAGCUCAGACAGGUGACCCGCGAACGAGAUGACCUGCGCAAACGACUGGCCCUCUCCUCGCCCGGCACCACCUUUGACGACUGCAGGCCGAGUGUGAAGCCGGGUCACGAUUACGAGCGUCUGAAGCUGCAGUGCAUGAAGGCCAUGUCAGACCUGCAGUCUCUCCAGAACCAGCACACCAAAACCCUGAAGAGAUGCGAGGAGGCCGCGAGAGACGCCGAUUACUACCACACUCUUCACGGGCGUGUGUUUGGUGAACAGACUCAGCUGCGGGACGAGAUGGAGGCCAUGAAGCAGAACUACUCGCAGCUCCUGCAGCAGCACUCACAGCUGCAGCAGACCUGCGACGAGCUGCGCCGGAUCCAUGACAGCGACCAGCGCGAGGUGGCAGACAUGCGCCUGCAGCAGCAACAGAAGCUGUACAGUGAUAAUGGAGGGGAAUUCAACAACCAAGAAAUCAGAGACAUGGCUGAAAACUUUAACAUCGAGACAAGAACAACAGCUGGAUACAGUCCAUGGAGCAACGGACUACUCGAGAGACAUAACCAAACACUCACCGAGAUCAUCCUGAAGGUCAAACGAGAAAAUGGAUGUGACUGGCACACUGCCCUUGACUGGGCCCUCAUGGCUAAGAACAGUAUGUUGAAUGUUCAUGGCUACAGUCCAUACCAAUUAGUGUUUGGACAGAAUCCUAACCUUCCUUCUGAGAAAAUCUCGUUCUCUUUCAGGUUCGAGAGUCUCCAGCAGGAGCUGAAUAAGGCGUCCGCUCAGAACGAGGAGCUGCAGAGAGAAACCGAUCGACUGCAGAUGGAGAACACACGCUAUAAGACCCUGCAGCUGAAGGCGGUGAAAGACGGCGAGAAGCUGAAGGAGGAGAGAGACUCUGUGCUAAACGAAUAUAGACUGAUCAUGAGCGAGAGAGAUCAGGUCAUCAAGGAGGUGGAUAAACUGCAGACCGGACUGGAGGCGGCCGAAGCCAAACUCAAGAACACGUCUAGCGAGAGGAGGGUCACCAGCGAGGAGAUCGAGGCUCUUAGACAGGAGCUGAACUCGGCUCUGCUGGACCGAGACCGAGCGAUCCGGGAGAAGACCGAGCUGCUGGAGAAAUACUGUCACGAGGUGCAGGACAAGGCCGAGACGCAGAAAGAGCUGAGCCAGGCCUGUAAGGACAUCGAGAUGGUGCGAGAGGAGCGCGACGUGGCCCGUAAAGAGCGAACAGAGGCCAUCAUCCAGAGAGACCAGCUCCUGAGGGAGUAUUAUCAGGCCAGACAGAAGCAGGACAGCGCGACGCUGGACAUAGAGCGUGUCAGUAAGGAGCUGGAGAUCCUGAGGAAGCAGUGCGAGGCCGUUUCGGAGGAGCUCCAGGAGUCUGUGCAGGAGGCAGAGGUGGCCAAAUGCCGCAGAGACUGGGCCUUCCAGGAGAGAGACAAGAUCGUGGCAGAGAGAGAGAGCAUACGGACGUUGUGUGAUAACCUGCGUCGUGAGAGGGACCGAGCCGUGAGCGAUCUCGCCGACGCUCUGAGAAACCUGGACGACCUGCGCAAACAGAAGAACGACGCGGUGCGGGAACUGAAGGAGCUCAAGGAAUGCAUGGAGGAGCAGCUGGAGAAGGAGGCGCGUUUCCGCCAGCUGAUGGCCCACAAUUCUCACGACUCUGCGAUCGAUACGGACUCUCUGGAGUGGGAGACGGAGACGGUGGAGUUUGAGAGGAGUACGGACGACAUGGAUUUGAGUGCUUUGGGCUUUGAUAUCGCCGAGGGUGUGAGCGACCCGUAUCUACCCGGGGAUUAUGGGAUAUUCGUGAGCAAGGUGGACAAAGGAAGUGUUGCGGAGGGCAGGUUGAGAGUGAAUGAUUGGUUGUUGAAGAUAAAUGACGUGGAUCUGGCCAAUAAGGACAGGAAGCAGGUCAUAAAGGCGGUGUUCAGCGGGGGCGGAGUCAUCAACAUGGUGGUACGCAGGAGGAAGUCUCUGGGAGGACGGAUGGUCACUUCUGUUCAUCUGACGCUGGCGGGACAUAAAGAUUGUGGUGUUGGGUUGGAGAGCGGCGUGUUUGUGUCGUCUGUUUCUCCAGGCAGUCCCGCGGCCAGAGACGGUUCAGUGUGUCCCGGCGAUCGGAUUCUCAAUCCGCUGAGUGAUCAGGUUGAGGUAAAUGAAGUAAGUAAAUGUGUGCUCAGGGAAUGCAUGGAGGAGCAGCUGGAGAAGGAGGCGCGUUUCCGCCAGCUGAUGGCCCACAAUUCCCAUGACUCGGCUAUCGAUACGGACUCUCUGGAGUGGGAGACGGAGACGGUGGAGUUUGAGAGGAGUACGGACGACAUGGAUUUGAGUGCUUUGGGCUUUGAUAUCGCCGAGGGUGUGAGCGACCCGUAUCUACCCGGGGAUUAUGGGAUAUUCGUGAGCAAGGUGGACAAAGGAAGUGUUGCGGAGGGCAGGUUGAGAGUGAAUGAUUGGUUGUUGAAGAUAAAUGACGUGGAUCUGGCCAAUAAGGACAGGAAGCAGGUCAUAAAGGCGGUGUUCAGCGGGGGCGGAGUCAUCAACAUGGUGGUACGCAGGAGGAAGUCUUUGGGAGGACGGAUGGUCACUUCUGUUCAUCUGACGCUGGCGGGACAUAAAGAUUGUGGUGUUGGGUUGGAGAGCGGCGUGUUUGUGUCGUCUGUUUCUCCAGGCAGUCCCGCGGCCAGAGACGGUUCAGUGUGUCCCGGCGAUCGGAUUCUCAAUAUAAAUGGGAUUUCACUGGAUAAUAAAUCAGUGAGCGAAUGCGAGAGCCUCCUGCGGAGCUGCAGAGACUCUGUUUCUCUUUCUCUCCUAAAGUUCUUUCCACAGAGUCUGUCGGGUCAGAGUAUCGCUGAGAGCCAGCGUGACUGUGAACGAAACUCGUCAGCGGAUCACCUGCGGCCCUGCAGGAAGCAGCCCACCCAUAAAGACAUGUACAGCCCCACGCGUGACGUGGAGAGCGAGCGCGGUCAGCGCGGGACACUGUAUCAUGAGAUCUGCUGCCCGCAUCCCACCUCCAAACGAGCCCUCACCUUUCACCCCGUUUCCCCCGGCGACUGCAUCACCGUGGAGAUGAGUCAGGAGAGACGAUGCAUCCCGCAGAAACAAAGCGGCGGCACUUGGCCCAAAAUGGUAGCGGUUGCCAUGACAACAGCCGAGAGCAUCCCACCGCUCUCUAUUUUUAAGACCCCAAAGAAGCGGAAGUCGAUAUUCGACGCAGACAUGUUCAAACGGCCGGAGACGCCCUCCAAGCUGGACUACCUCAGUUUGUCCCAGAUGCCCAAACAUUCCCCGCAGAGCUCCUGGAUUCAGGCGGCGCCGCAGAUCCCGCCCGACCCGCCCAAACGCAGCGACUCAUUCAAGUUCAAACACAAACCGCAGGGAAGCUCCGCCUCCGAUUCGACUGUCACCACUGGCUCGCCCCCGGCCACGCCCAUUCAGACCACGCCCGCAGACAAAACCAGUCCUGAUUUUGAAAACCGAGACCGUAAUGGGAAUGUGCUUCAGAGACAGGGCUCUGGCGGCGGCGGCGGGUCCUUUGUGGAGGAAGUGCCUGGAAAGGGCGCAGAUGAACUGGAGAUGAGGAGAGGAAGGCCAAACUCUGCUCCUGCCCAGCGCCGCAGCCUCACACCACUUAAGAUGCCGUUUUCACAGAGCUUCUCUCAUGAUGAACACUCUCCUGAGCCUGUGGAUCUGGUUCGGUUUUCUCCUUUCCGUUCAAAUCGUCACAGCUUCUCGCCUGUACAAGCACACACCGCUCCCAGAACGCUGUCUCCCUACCCCGCUGUGACCGCAGUGAUGAGGAACCCAGUGUACACGGCCUGGAGUCACUGCGUCAAAACCACCAACUCUCCGUCAGUUCCAGCACACACAUACACUCAAGUCAGUCCGCAGCACCAGGGCCGAUGGAGUGUGGAUCUCAACCACAAGCGCUCCACUGAGCUCUUCGACGGCUCCCGCGGUUCGGUUCAGCACAACACCAACUCCCUGCCCUCCAGCGCCAGACAGGGUUUGUCUCAGUACCGCGAGCAGCGCAUUAAGAUUCCCUCCACCCCUCGUUACGCGCGAUCCGCUCACGGCUCUGAUAGAGGAUCACUGUCUCACUCGGACUGCAGCAGCCCCAGUCUGGUAACUCCGCCCCUCUCUCCUCUGGACUCCGCCUCCUUCACCAGCAGCCAAUCACAGGGCUCCAUCUCCGCCCAGACCAGGCUUUCAGUCAGCCCUGUGCCAAUAGACAGGAGGAGGGACAGGCCGUACAUAGAAGAGCCUCGGUGUGUCACUAUUCCAAAAGGGGCGGAGCCUCUCGGCAUCUCUAUAGUGGGUGGGGAGAAUGGCGGCAUCUUUGUUUCCAAGGUAACGGGAGGCAGCAUCGCUCAGCAGCACCGCCUGGAGUUUGGAGAUCAGCUGCUGGAGUUUAACGGCAUUAAUCUCAGGAACGCCACCGAGCAGCAGGCCAGACUCAUCAUUGGGCAGCAGUGUGACACCAUCACCAUACUGGCACAGUACAACCCACACAUGCACCAGCUGGGCAAUCACUCCCGCUCGAGCUCCCGGAUGGAGUCAUCCAUAAGCUCUCACUCUACGCCCGACACGUACUCCAACAUAGACACGCUCAGCGAACAGGACGAGGGCACCAUGACCCCACCCUCCAAACAGGCCACGCCCACAGCCAGCCCUCACAGGGAUCGGAAGCAGGCGGAGCCAAGGCUGGUGGUGCUGAGGAAGACUCAGGUAGAUCUGGGGCUGAAGAUCUGUGGAGGAAACCUGACGGGGGUUUUCGUGGAGGCUCUAGAAGAGGACAGUCCUGCUCGAGGAGCUGAAGGCCUGCAGCCUGGAGACCUGAUCCUGGAGUGUAACUCCGUGAGUUUGAAGAAAAAGACUGCUGAGGAGGUGUAUCUAGAGAUGCUGAAACCCUCGGAGAACGUCACCCUCAGAGUCCAGCACCGACCCGAGCACUUCAGGAGGGUCAAAGAGGCACCUGCAGACGGUUUUUACAUCAGGGCGCUGUUUGACCAUGUUGGUGAUUUGGAGCAGGAGUUGAGUUUCAAGAAGGAUGAUAUUCUCUACGUGGACGACACGAUGCCGGGGGGGAAUCUGGGCUACUGGUUGGCAUGGCAACUGGACGAGAACGCACGGAAGCUGGUGCGCGGACACGUGCCCAGCAAGUGCAUGAUAGAUCAAGAAUCCCAGCGGCGGUACAGCGUCAUGGACGACAGCGGUUCCGGUAAAACGCUCUCAGCCGCAGCGCGCCGAUCCUUCUUCCGCCGUAAACUCAAACACAAACGCAGCAGCUCCAAAGACGGCCGUGACGCUCCGGCGGCAGACGCCGUCAGCACAGACUCCAUGCCCUUCAUGGACGACUGUCUGAGCCCGGCGUAUCAGCGCGUGCAGAAAGUGGAAUCGACCAAUCGCAGGCCGGUGCUGAUACUGGGGCCCCUCAUCGAGCCAAUCAAAGACAUGCUGCUCAGAGAGGCUCCUGGGAAAUACUGCCGCUGUUUAGCUGAGGGGAUGAAGGCGGCUCAGCAGGCCAUCGAGCGAGGCGUCAAAGACUGUCUCUUCAUCGAUUACAAGCGCCGGAGCGGCCACUUCGAUGUGACGACGGUGGCAUCCAUUAAAGAAAUCACAGAGAAGGACUGUCAUUGUCUGCUGGACAUUGCACCUCAUGCUAUCGAGCGCCUGCACGUCGUCAACAUUUACCCCAUCAUCAUAUUCAUACGAUACAGAAACGCUAAGCAGAUUAAGGAGCAGAAAGACCCCGUGUAUCUGCGAGACAAAGUGUCACAAAAACAUUCCAAAGAGCAGUUUGAGUCUGCGCAGAGGAUCGAACAAGACUACAGCAAAUACUUCACAGGCGUCGUCCAGGCCGGCGGUCUGUCCAACAUAUGCACUCAGAUCAUGGCCAUCGUGGACCAGGAGCAGAACAAAGUGCUUUGGAUUCCUGAUGGAAGCAUGUGAAGAACCACACACAUCCUUCAAAACACACUGCUGAAAAUGAUUUUCUUACUUAGUAUUUUUUGUCAUUUUUCAUGAUAUCUAAAGAUUCUUAAAUUACGUUUAAGGAAACAGACUUAAGGUAUUAAGUCUUGUUUUCUGAAGAAUUCAAAAUUCUUUCAGUGGGAUAAGAAAAAUAAUCAAUUUGU